CUGAGAAUCAAACCCUAAUGAUGACGUGGCGCCGACUUUUGAUUUAAAUGGAUCAAUUACACAGAAGAGACGACACUCCCUUUCCUUCCUUUGCCCAAAUCACGACUCGGCCAACUUACUUCCUCCUGUUUGGUUACCGAGAAAAUGCUGGAAACUAAAGACCCUGCUAUCAAGCUUUUCGGAAAGGAAAUCCUCGUUCUGGCGGAGUUCUCUACUCCGGAGAUCUUCGACUUUGAACGGAGCUCUACUGGGACGGACUCUUCAGAGGAAGAGAAAGCAGAGAAGGAUUCUCCAGCAGGAAAAUCCGCAGAGACCAUGCAACAAGAUGAUACUUUCCCUGAAAAUACAGAAUCGGCAAAUCCAGAGAAUAUGAAAGAGAGUGAUGUGAACCCGAAGACACCUUCUAUGGAUGAAGAAUCUGCUAAAUCAGAGACUACCAUGACAGAGAAAGAACAGAGUGGGACAACGAACUCAGAAGAGAGAACUUUGAAGAAGCCGGACAAGAUACUUCCAUGCCCCCGCUGCAAUAGCAUGGAUACAAAGUUCUGUUACUAUAACAAUUACAAUGUCAACCAGCCCCGUCAUUUCUGCAAAGCCUGUCAAAGAUAUUGGACGGCAGGGGGUACAAUGAGAAAUGUGCCUGUUGGAGCUGGACGUCGCAAGAACAAGAAUUCUGCAUCCCAUUAUCGUCACAUAAACAUCUCUGAGGCACUUCAGGCUGCUAGAAUGGAAACUCCGAAUGGCACUCACCAUCCUUUAUUGAAAAGCAAUGGUAGAGUCCUUAGCUUUGGGUUAGACACGCCAAUAUGUAGUUCUAUGGCUUCUGUAUUAACUCUUUCGGAUAAGAAAGUUUUGAAUGGCACCCGAAAUGGGUUUCACGGCCAUGGGGAGCAAAGAAAUCCAGGUCCUUGCAAAGGUGGAGAAAAUUGUGAUGACUGCUCUAGUGGAUCUUCUGUCACAGUUUCUACUUCAAUGGAGGAAGGGGGCAGAAAUUGCUUACAAGGACCACCAAUGCAAGAUGUUAAUGGAUUCUCUUCUCCAAUUCCUUGUCUUCCUUGGCCUUAUCAAUGUAACUCUGCAGUGCCCCCACCUGCUUUCUGCCCCCCAGGAUAUCCCAUAUCAUUCUAUCCUGCCUAUUGGAAUUGUAAUUAUGGAGGCACCUGGAACAUCCCUUUGUUAUCUCCGCAAUCUUCCUCAUCAAACCAAAAGGGUCCAAGCUGCAGUCCAAAUUCUCCCACACUAGGGAAGCAUUCAAGGGAUAGGAACAUGGAUAAAUCAGAUGAUCUUGAGGAAGAGCCUUGUAAACAAAAAAAUGGAUGUGUUUUGGUCCCCAAGACUCUAAGAAUUGACGACCCAACUGAGGCUGCAAAAAGCUCCAUAUGGGCAACACUGGGAAUCAAGAAUGGAUCAAUCAAUGGGGGAGGACUAUUCAAGUCUUUCAAAUCAAAGGGUGAUGAAAAGAAUCAUAUAUCUGAAACAGCUCGGGUAUUGCAAGCAAAUCCUGCCGCCUUCUCUAGAUCCAUCAAUUUCCAGGAGAGCUCUUGAAGGUGUGGUAGUUUGCUGUAGUACCUAGUGUUUCAUUAAGGCAGCACUUGCCAGCAUCCUUCAUGGAUUAUUUUUGAUUGAUCAGCCUUAAUGCCUAACUGAACUAGCUAGCUGAUUGACUGGAAGCAAGGCCAAGGGAGAUAAGUUUCUGGUUGACGAUAAAACAUCUGGCAGGAAAAAGUUCCUCUUUGUAACACUAUGCACAGAUACCUUUAUUUUGUCUGCUUGGUUUGCUUAGUGUCUCCUGUAAAUAUCUAAGUAUGUGUGUGUAGUAGUGAUAGUGUAUAGUUGAGAAAGAUCUUUAGAUGGAUGAAAAUCUAUGUAUACUGGGUUAAAACUCUCUUUCUAGAGCCGGAAAAUGGACAGUUGGACACUGCCGUCGUUUUCCUGGGUUCUGUAUAUAUGCUAACUCUCAGUCAGUAAUUUCUCUGUUGUAUCUUUAUAAAAUGGACUAUCUUAGAGUUUCUCUGAA
This is a messenger RNA of Tripterygium wilfordii, 2017 nucleotides long. Its product is annotated as cyclic dof factor 3-like. Bases 145 to 1545 code for a protein of 466 amino acids. NCBI's taxonomy places the organism in Eukaryota, Viridiplantae, Streptophyta, Magnoliopsida, Celastrales, Celastraceae. Gene Ontology annotation, biological process: regulation of DNA-templated transcription. Gene Ontology annotation, molecular function: DNA binding; DNA-binding transcription factor activity. The transcript is spliced from 2 exons. The record is from RefSeq and is a predicted model, not a curated record.